UCGCCGGGAGGGAGGAGACGUGCAUUCAGUCAAUAUUUGCAAGCAUCCCCCGUUAUAAUUAUCCGUCGUUGUGGUGGAAUAACGUUAAACGUUACAUAGACGAUUUCUUUGGUACUUCUCGUUACACUUAACGGGUUUUUUUUGUUGGUGUGGCGCAACGCUGUAAACGCUGAGCUUAGGAUUUGUCACCUGCAUGCAGCGGCUGACUUACUUGUGUCUUGAGGAGAGAGUGGAGCCGCUCGGCUGUAGGCAAAAGAAAACCGGCAGCUGCUAACAAGUGUUAGCAAGUCAGCCAGUUAGCUUGCUACUUAGCCAGCUCUCCCUGCUGUCACAGUAAGUCCCACCCUCACCAAAGUACGUGGACGUCGUAAAGAGGCUGCAGUGGUGAAGUCGAGUGCUUUUUUACCCUCAACUUAGCCAGCAUCGCUCUUCAGCUGGCUGGUGAGCUAAAACGGUUUACUAAACGUUAGCUAGGUGAAGCUAGCGUACAAAUAGUUGGCUUUACGUUGGACAAGUGUCUUCUGUGGAGGGAUACGGUCGCUACACUGGCAAAGAGACUGGCUAAAAAGAAGAGGCGAAAUAAGAGAGAACAAGGAAGACGCCGAGAAGGAGGGGACUGGCUAGUUUAGCCGGGGAGACAGAAUCGCACAUAGAUAGCAAACGCCGCCACCGAGCCACACACAGCCAUGAGUAUUGAGAUACCGGUGGGGUUGACAGAACUGCUGCAAGGCUACACUGUGGAGGUGCUGCGACAAAGGCCGUCAGACCUGGUGGAUUUUGCAGUACAGUACUUCACCCGUUUGCGGGACACCAGAAGCCAAGAUGGGGCCGGUGCCGGUCCCAAGACGGGGAAAGGAGUGAUGUUUGAUGGGGAGCCGAUGCAAACAGAGUCCAAUGGAGAAGAUGAUGACGAUGACGAUUCUGACUUUGAGCCUCCACCACCCAGCAGAUUCAACAGGAGAGUGUCAGUGUGUGCGGAGGCGUUCAACCCAGACGAAGACGACGAUGACACGGAGCCCAGAGUGGUUCACCCAAAAACAGACGAACAGCGCUGCAGACUGCAGGAGGCUUGCCGAGACAUCCUAAUCUUCAAAACACUAGAACAUGAGCAGUUCUCAGAGGUGCUGGACGCCAUGUUUGAGUUACGGGUUCAGCCCCAGGAGCACGUCAUCGACCAGGGAGAUGAUGGAGACAACUUCUACGUCAUAGAGAGGGGUGUGUUUGACAUAUUGGUAUCGGGAAAAUGCGUGGGUCAGUAUAACAAUAAGGGCAGCUUCGGGGAGCUGGCACUCAUGUACAACACGCCACGUGCUGCCACCAUCAGCGCCACCCAGGACGGGGCACUAUGGGGACUGGAUCGUGCCACAUUUCGUAGACUCAUUGUGAAGGCCAAUGCCAAGAAGAGGAGGAUGUACGAGUGUUUCAUCGAGUCUGUGCCCUUACUCAAAUCACUGGAGGCAAAUGAGAGGAUGAAGAUAGUGGAUGUAUUAGGAGCGAAGCAGUUCCCAGACGGUGAGCGCAUCAUUGUACAGGGAGACAAGGCUGACUGCUUCUACAUCGUAGAAUCUGGGGAGGUCAAGAUCAUGAUGAAGAGUAAAACGAAGGCGGACCAUGCAGACAACGCGGAGGUGGAGAUAACACGCUGUAGCAGGGGUCAUUACUUUGGGGAGCUGGCCUUGGUCACUAACAAGCCCCGGGCCGCCUCCGCCUACGCAGUGGGCGUUGUCAAGUGUUUGGUAAUAGAUGUGCAGGCAUUUGAGCGCCUCCUGGGCUCCUGUAAGGAGAUCAUGAAGAGGAACAUCUCCCACUAUGAGGAGCAGCUGGUGGCCCUGUUCGGAUCCAGCAUGGACCUGAGAGACUGAGCCUCCCACACCACCCUCCGUGCCUUCUAUUACACACACACACACACACACACACACACACACACACACACACACACACACACACACACACACACGUGCGCACACACGUGCGCACACAGACAAACAAACAUAUGUCCUCUCUAACAUCAUGCAGUGGUUAUACAGACUCAUAAUAAGCUUUACACAAACCGUGCAAACAGGUGGGAAAUUGUACUUGGCUCACCUGCAGGUACAUAACCCCUCACAGAGUAUAUCACUUGCUCACACACAUACAUGAACACACACACACACACACACACACACACACACACACACACACACACACACACACACACACACACACACACACCUAUGUAGGCACUGAGAGACGGCCACUAUUCUUAGUCUGAUCACCCUUGUGCACAUACUAGCUCAACACACUCCUUGAUAAGCUCACUUAGUUAAUGCACACACACACACACACACACACACACACACACACACACACACACACACAGAGUUAGCUAAAGGCCACACACCUUGUUGCUUGAGCCAGCGUCAACCUCUCAGUAUGAAUGUCUUUGCUGCAGUGACCUUGGUAAAGGACCAGCAGUGUAAGGACAUAAAACACACACACACACAAACACUCCAUAAAUGUUUAAAAAAAGAAAACCCACACACCUCAUGCUUCAUAUGUGCAGGCUUUGCAUUCUCGUGAGCACUUAGACAACUCAAAGUUGUUCCAACAAGCCUCAGCCAAGGACACAUCAACACAAACACACACACACACACACACACACACACACACACACACACACACACACACACACACACACACACACACACACACACACACACACACACACACACACACACACACACACACACACACACACACACACACACACACACACACACACACACACAGGGGUACAGAUACAAAUACUCAAGAACACAUAGACCACCACAUUUGCAAAAACGGACACAUUGUGGUAAAAUGGAGAUGACAAACUUUAAAAAUCUCUGAAAAGGAAAAUGAAUCAAAAAUGCAAAAAAAGAGAGAAAAGUUUAAAGAAUACAUAAGUUUUAGAAACAUUUUAUGAAGAUAAAAAAACAGAAGCUUUGAUAAAAUAUUAUUUAAAUAAAAAAAAGUGUUUCCUCUUUGGGAGGCCGGGGUGCAGAACUUUGUGAGCGCGCUCCAUUUCUUCCUCUACUGUUGUUGAUUGAGUUGAGUUAGUGCUGGUGAUUAUUGCAGUACCACAGAAGAAGCGGUGAAAACGAUAACAACCCUACAUUUCUGGGCCAUUGUUAUUCUAUCAUUGACGCCACACUUCAAUGUAUUGAAUUAAUUAUUAAUGUAUUAUUAUAUAUUCAUUUAUUAUUUUUUGUUUUACUUUGACCAAUUCUGAUAAAAAUUCACCAUUCAUCUCUGACAUAAUGGAAAAAUGGAAAAAAAAAUUCUAAUAAAAAUAUUAGUGCUUAUUUCUCCUUGAUUAUCCUUGAAUGAGUUGUCCUGGAUAAAAAAAAAUGGAAAAAAAUAAAGCAAACAUUU
Scomber scombrus (Atlantic mackerel) is the source of this 3393-nucleotide messenger RNA. It is a transcript of the gene prkar2aa, whose product is annotated as protein kinase, cAMP-dependent, regulatory, type II, alpha A. NCBI's taxonomy places the organism in Eukaryota, Metazoa, Chordata, Actinopteri, Scombriformes, Scombridae. The transcript has 11 exons. Gene Ontology annotation, biological process: regulation of protein phosphorylation. Gene Ontology annotation, cellular component: cAMP-dependent protein kinase complex. Gene Ontology annotation, molecular function: cAMP-dependent protein kinase regulator activity. The coding region runs from base 687 to 1862 and encodes 391 amino acids. The record is from RefSeq and is a predicted model, not a curated record.